Molecule: messenger RNA, 1460 nt
Organism: Triticum aestivum (bread wheat)
Lineage: Eukaryota; Viridiplantae; Streptophyta; Magnoliopsida; Poales; Poaceae
Product: ribosome production factor 2 homolog
Exons: 7
Coding region: 240-1175 (311 amino acids)
Biological process (GO): ribosomal large subunit assembly; maturation of LSU-rRNA from tricistronic rRNA transcript (SSU-rRNA, 5.8S rRNA, LSU-rRNA)
Cellular component (GO): nucleolus
Molecular function (GO): rRNA binding
Source: RefSeq, a predicted model, not a curated record
GCCCGCUGGCCUGCUGUACAAGACAUCACCUGCAUCGGUCGCUCCCCCUAAACCACCGCUGAAAACCCUCACACGAACGAAAGACCUAGCGCUCUCUCCUUUCGUCUCUCGCGACUGGCGGCGGCGGUCGAACGAGGCCACACGGCGGCGGCAGAGCGAAUAGGCGCUUUCCAAGCUUAGACAGAGGUGUAAACCCUUCGCCAGAGGCCUCAGUCCCUUUCCCCCGCUGCUUGAGCAAGAUGAGCAAGAUGGCGAUCAGGGUUCCCAAGAGCAUGCGCGCCAAGCGCGAGCUCCUCAAGCAUGCGCCCAAGCUCGUUGAGAAUGGCAAGAAGAUGCUUAUUCUCCAUGGCACAAAGACUAGCGCAGUUUUGAACUCUGUGCUGGCAGAUCUUUUCCACCUGAAGCGUGAUCAUGCUGUCAAGUACACCAAGAAGAACGACAGCAUCAGGCCAUUUGAGAGCGGGGGUGAAACUUCCCUGGAGUUCUUCUCCCUUAAAUCUGACUGCAGCCUCUUAGUGUAUGGUUCUCAUUCAAAGAAGAGGCCCAACAAUCUUGUUUUCGGAAGGACUUACGAUCACCACAUAUAUGACCUUGUUGAAGUAGGAGUUGAGAACUACAAAUCCAUAGAAUCCUAUGCAUAUGAUAAAAAGUUGGCACCUAAACUUGGAACAAAGCCUUUCUUUGCCUUCAUUGGGGAGCACUUUGAGAGUGUUGAAGGACUGAAGCAUUUGAAGGAAAUGCUGCUUGAUCAUUUCAAAGGAGAGGUGGUAGAGAAUCUGAACCUUGCUGGUGUAGAUCGGAUAUUCGUGUGCACAGCAAUUUCUCCUACUACUGUCUACAUGAUGCACUGCGCUCUCCGUCUAAAAAGGUCAGGCACCUCUAUUCCUAGAAUGGAGCUGGUUGAAGUUGGGCCUUCAAUGGACCUGGUACUUAGGCGGCACCGACAAGCAGCUGAAAGUUUACAGAAAGAAGCUAUGAAGGCUCCUGGUCAUGCUAAGAAGGUGAAAAAUGUCACAAAUAAUCCAGUUGAAGGCAAGCAGGGCAGGAUCUACAUUCCAGACCAGGAGGUUUCAAAAUUGACCGUAACAAGCAACAUAAAGGGUCUGAAGCGUGAGCGUCGUGAUGCCAAGAAAAACAAGGAGCACUCGAAGAAGCAAAAGGUGGCUGAAAACUAGAGAAGGCUAAUAUCUGUAACCGGUCAGUUUAAGGACUUUCGGUCGAUAGGUUGAGUGGUAAAUAGUCCAGUACCAUCCUUUAAAGCUAUCAAACCUGUGUAUGGACUUUGGCGUCAGUAUCGAGGCAGCUUAUCUAUCAGACAUAAGAAUGGAAUUUUGGAGCAACAUAUGUUACAAGUAUUUCUGUUUUACUGUUGUUAUUAGCACUGACAUUAGCCGACGAGAGGCGAUUGUUGUGAUGACAUGGUUAAGUUUUGUUAUCAUGGACGUUGUGCCUUUUCUGAA